Callorhinus ursinus (northern fur seal) is the source of this 1092-nucleotide messenger RNA. RefSeq names its product BPI fold containing family A member 3 (gene BPIFA3). Gene Ontology annotation, molecular function: lipid binding. NCBI's taxonomy places the organism in Eukaryota, Metazoa, Chordata, Mammalia, Carnivora, Otariidae. The record is from RefSeq and is a predicted model, not a curated record.
CAUGUGAGCAAAGCCCAGCAGCAGCUGCCAGAGCCCAUCACGACACCCCCCCGCCCACGGCAUGCUCAGGGCUGACCCUGGUGUCGUCCUCCGACAGAAAACUAUGAGUCCACUCAUUCAGGCAGCCAACCCUGUAACCACCCUCCUGGGUACCAUCUGACCCUUCUUGACACCCGCAGGUCCCAGAACCCAAGAUGUGUCCAAUCUGGAGGCUCCUGGUCCUCCUCAGCUUGCUGUCCGUGCCCUCAGCACUGCACAAGCAGCCCUGGCGUGGCCUGACCAAGACCCACAUGGACAGCAAACCAGCUCUGGCGAGAAUUAUUGCCCAGGGCCUCAUGAAGCACAACGCAGAGGGCCGAAUCCAGAACCUCCGCCUCAUGGACAGUCUGAAUGCCUCAGGGCAGACGGCCCCAGGGAUGGUGGGCUGGCUAAUAAGCAGCAUGAGCCUCCAGCAUCAGCAAGAAAGCAGCGCCAACAUCACCAACAUUCAGUUAGACUACGGUGGGAUCCGGAUGUCUUUCCAUAAGGAGUGGUUCUCAGCAAACAUCUUACUUGAAUUUGACAUUGACUUGAGACUGCCUUUCAAUAACAAGAUCAUAAAGACACAUGCAUGCAUGAACCUCGCUGUGGAGUUCUGGCUGGAGAAAGACGAGUUUGGCCGGAGGCAUCUGGUGAUAGGCAAUUGCUCUGUGGAGCCAAGCAGCAUCUACACAACAGUCCUAACCGAAGAUAUCUCACCAAAGAUGAAACAUUUUCUCCGCAACUUCAGGGGGAACCUGGCAAAAGUUAUCCCACACCUAGUGGAAAGUCAGGUGUGUCCUCUGAUCGGUGAAAUCCUCAGACAGCUGGACGUGAAACUGCUGAAGAGCCUCAUGGAACAGGCUUCUGCUCAUGAACACAACCAUGAGUCCAGCCGACCCUCCGCGUACCAGGCUUGAGCAUCCUCCGGCUACCUACUGAUCCAGAAGGAGAUUUCACACCUUGGGACCUUAAGUCUUCCUCAGAGUGGGGUUUCCACUGCCCCCAAAAACCCUUACCACAGGCCCUGUGGAGUCCUUCCUGUCCCAUAAUAAACUCUAACUCUGAAGGGUA